GCUCCGACCCCAGAGGAGCUGUGUGGGAAGUUGGUGUCUCGGAGCCGCAGCGUGGCUCUGCCGAGUGUCUGGAGCCCAGGGUGUGCACACAAACUGAUAAAUAGGGAAAGGCCUGCUUGGCUCCAGCUGGAGCAGAGCUGGGACCAGCACUGCAGCCCCACGGACCCCGCGGCAGGACAGGAGUUCCCUGCAGCCACCCUGCAAGUGAAGUACAGUGAUUAAACCCAAGCCUGAAAUGUGCUCUGAGCUCCACUACGUGACCACUAACGUGCCCCAAGAUUGCUGUUUCAAGGCUGAUCUCACAGCAGAGUGGAUGAAGCAGUGCAGCUGGGAGCAGAGCAUGGCCAACACGUUUGUCACCGUCCCUGACGGGUAUGGCCUUCCCGAGCCCAUCCAAUACUACGAUGUUUUACCAGAGCACAUCAAUUACCAGCUGCCGGACCCAGAUUUCCAGGCUGGCCCGUACUGCCAGUACUCAGCAGUGCCAGUGCCAGCCCUGCAGCCACCGCCAGCCCCGGCCCCAUUCGGCCCCUACAGCCUGGAGCCCCCGUACGGUGACGGGCCCUGCGUGGGCAGCAGCUGCGAGCUCAGCAAGGGCCCCUUCUUGGCUCCCCAGGUGGAGGACAGCGGGGAGCAGGGCCUAAAGAGGCCCAGGUUAAACCACUCGGCGAGGCUGAAGGGGCAGGAGGAGCUGUGCGUGGUGUGUGGGGACAAGGCCUCGGGGUACCACUACAACGCACUGACCUGCGAGGGCUGCAAAGGUUUCUUCCGGCGCAGCAUCACCAAGAACGCCGUGUACCGCUGCAAGAGUGGGGGGCACUGUGAGAUGGACAUGUACAUGAGGAGGAAGUGCCAGGAGUGCCGCCUCAAGAAGUGCAGAGCUGUGGGAAUGCUGGCAGAAUGUUUGCUGACUGAAGUCCAGUGUAAGUCAAAGCGACUCAGGAAGAAUUUCAAGCAGAAGAGCAGUUUCCUUUGCAACAUAAAGCUGGAAGAUGAGGGACUGAAUAGUAAGCAAGUAUCAUCUACAACAAGAUCUGGAAAAAUCCCAGAGAAGAUGGAACUUACUCCAGGAGAACAUCAGCUUCUUGACCACAUUGUAGCAGCACACCAAAAAUACACAAUUCCCCUUGAGGAAGCCAAGAAGUUUCUACAGGAAACUGCAAGUCCUGAGGAAAGUUUCCUCCACCUGUCUGAGACAGCCGUUGUCCAUGUCCAGGUGUUGGUGGAUUUCACAAAAAGACUCCCAGGGUUUGAGAGUUUAGCCAGUGAAGACCAGAUUGCUCUGCUGAAAGGGUCCACAGUGGAGGCAAUGUUCUUGAGAUCAGCCCAAAUUUACAACCAAAGAAUGAGCGAGUGCCAACCAUCAACCAGUGAAAGUCAUGUAAGACUUUCUGAUCACGGGGCAUGUUGUCAUGUUCAAAACCUUGAUAAAAACAGUAUUUAUUCCAUGGAAAUGUGUCAUAAUAAAGAGAGGCCAACUUCUACUACUACCACAGGCAUAACUGAGGAGUUCAUCACCGCCCUGUUCUACUUCUACAGAACCAUGGGGGAACUCAAAGUAACCGAGACUGAAUACGCUCUGCUCGUAGCAACAACAGUGUUCUUUUCAGGUAAACUGGGAAGGUAACAACGAGCUAUCACUUGCCCCGGGGGAGCUCCCAUUUCUCCCCUCAGGGGCAGCGGCGCUGACCGGACCCUGAGGGGCGGCGGCGCCCGGA
Molecule: messenger RNA, 1718 nt
Organism: Cyanistes caeruleus (blue tit)
Lineage: Eukaryota; Metazoa; Chordata; Aves; Passeriformes; Paridae
Source: RefSeq, a predicted model, not a curated record